AUGAAGAGGCAAGGCGCUCCAGGGCAGGCCUACAGCCGCCCUACAUGGACAGCCGGCGACGAGGCCCAGGAUGGGGACAGCUCGGUGUCAUCGGGCCGCCUGUCCGGCUCCUCGGGGGGCCACAAGCCGUGUGCACCCACCCACAGGCCCUGGAAGGAGAGGCCCCCUCUGGUGCUGGGGUCCCCACGGCAGCACGGGGAGAGCAACCCCCGGCUGGAGCGGCUGAGGGAGAAGAUCCGGGCGCAGGCGCGUUGGCAGGCCAGCUGUGCCUCCCUGGGCACCUCGAUGCCCUCCAGCGCCUCUCGCCUCCUCCGAGCCUCCCCGCUGGCCCCCCGGAGGAAGGUCAGAAAGCUGAAGAAGGCCCCUGCGGCCCCGGCCUGCCCAGGCUUCGACAACCCGAGUGCAGCUGGGCGUGCCAUCCAAGACAAGGCCAUCCCUGGCCAGGAGCAUGUGUCCUCCAGGGGCUCCCAGCGCCGGGCCUCUGCUCCACGGGAGAAACACAGAAGCAUGAAGAGUAGUUCUUGCAAAAAAGAGAAGGCCCCCCGGUCAUCCCCCAGAAGAGCUGCCAAAAACCAUGGUGAGGCUG
Molecule: messenger RNA, 586 nt
Organism: Pipistrellus nathusii (Nathusius's pipistrelle)
Lineage: Eukaryota; Metazoa; Chordata; Mammalia; Chiroptera; Vespertilionidae
Source: the annotation of a GenBank genome assembly